GGGGUCACUCUGAACAAUGGAACCAGGAUCCAAAGAUUCACACCAGCAACCCCUCAGCACAACCCCGGGAUCACACAGCGGGCGGUGAGGCACACGCAGCCAGGGUCCAGUUACCCAGAGACAGAGACAGAGACAGAGAGAGAGAGAGACAGAGAGAGAGAGACAGAGAGAGAGAGAGAGAGACGGAGACAGAGACAGAGACAGAGACAGAGACAGAGACAGAGACAGAGACAGAGACAGAGACAGAGACAGAGAGAGAGAGAGAGAGAGAGAGAGAGAGAGAGAGAGAGAGAGAGGGACAGAGGGAGCGGUCGAGUGACAACAGAAGUGCGUGAGGGACAGAGGGAUCGACUGCUGGAGAGGAGCAAGAGAGCAAGCUUGACAGCAGCAGAGGCGUUUGGAAGUCCAGCGGAGCGAAGCAGAGCGGUGGGAAGGAGCAGGGGGCCGACCCAGCAGCCAGGGGCCGGGGGCCGCAUCAUGCCGGCGGACACCCAGCAGCCGAGAGACACCACUGACCCACUGAACCCUCUGCAACAAGCGGUUCUCCGCCCGGGCCGACACAGGAAGCCCAUGACGCCCCACCGGAACACGGCGUCCAAGAGGAAGAGGGUGGUGCUGACGGUGCUGACCGUCAUCGUCGUGCUGGGGAUACUGGUCACAGCCGGCUACUUCAUCAAGCAGCUGAUUGACACCAAGUACUACUUCUGCAAGCGCUCCAUCAAGUUCAUCCCACUGGACAAGGCCUGCGAUGGGACCAGCGACUGCACCGACGGAGAAGAUGAGCUCACGUGCGUCUCCUCCUUCUCAGACAACACCACCUUUCCAGUGCGCCUCAUCACACCGGCCGGCGUUCUGCAGGUGUACAACGAAGGCGCCGGCUGGAGGAGUGUGUGCGGCGACGACUGGACCGAGAAGCACACGGCGACAACGUGCCAGCAGCUGGGAUACACACAGAACCCCCAGAGGACUGUUCUGUCAGUGACGGCCCUGGGGGCCUCCCUGAGCAAGGGGCCCUUCACAGCAGUCCAGUCCGGGACCGGAACCAGUCCCAUUCAGACGGCCACCAUCGACCGCACGGAGUGCAGAACCGGACAAGUUAUAUCACUCACCUGUUCAGACUGCGGCCAGGGAGGAUCCGAGGAGCGCAUCGUGGGCGGGACGGACGCCCUGAUCCAGGACUGGCCGUGGCAGGUGAGCCUGCAGCAGAACGGAGGGCACACCUGUGGCGGCUCGCUGGUGUCCCCGCGAUGGGUGGUCUCUGCGGCCCACUGCUUCACAGGGACUAAGAGGGAGGUGGGCCGCUGGCGGGCGGUGACGGGGAAGACGUACCUGAGCAGCCUCGGGGGCGCAACCGUCGACCGCAUCGUCAAGAACGGGCGCUACGGCGGCAACGACUACGACAUCGCCAUGGUGAGGCUCAGCAGCCCCCUGAGCCUGGGAGAGGGCCGCCGGCCGGUCUGUCUGCCUCCCAAAGACCUGGGUCUCAUAGCAGGAAGCCCCCUGGUGGUGACGGGAUGGGGGUACCUGGAGGAGAAAGGGAAGACGUCCGCGUCGCUGCAGAAGGCGAGCAUCCCCCUGAUCAGCAGAGAGAAGUGCUCCAGCCCCGCCAUCUACGGCUCCAACAUCACGCCCAGGAUGAUCUGCGCAGGCCUACUGCAGGGGGGGGUGGAUGCCUGCCAGGGCGACAGCGGCGGGCCUCUGGUGCGCCUCUCCUCGUCCCGGUGGCGGCUGGUGGGUGUGGUGAGCUGGGGGGUGGGCUGUGCCAGGCAGGGGAGGCCGGGGGUCUACAGCAACGUGGACCAGCUGCUGAACUGGAUCCACACCGUCAUGGAGGAGAACCAAUAAGAAGGGCCGAUGAACUCAGAACAGAGGGACGUUUCUUCCACGGAGAACAAAGCAUACCAAAUGACUCCUGCCCCAAAGCUAUUACUAUUACAUAUGCAAGUCCACGCUGACACACACAGACACCCCCACACUCACCCUAACCCUGGGUUAGAUGAUCCUCAGGUGACACACACAGACACCCCCACACUCACCCUAACCCUGGGUUAGAUGAUCCUCAGGUGACACACACAGACACCCCCUCACUCACCCUAACCCUGGGUUAGAUGAUCCUCAGGUGACACACACAGACACCCCCACACUCACCCUAACCCUGGGUUAGAUGAUCCUCAGGUGACACACACAGACACCCCCACACUCACCCUAACCCUGGGUUAGAUGAUCCUCAGGUGACACACACAGACACACGGACACCCCCUCACUCACCCUAACCCUGGGUUAGAUGAUCCUCAGGUGACACAGACACCCCCACUCACCCUAACCCUGGGUUAGAUGAUCCUCAGGUGACACACAGACACCCCCUCCUUCACCCUAACCCUGGGUUAGAUGAUCCUCAGGUGACACACACAGACACCCCCACACUCACCCUAACCCUGGGUUAGAUGAUCCUCAGGUGACACACAGACACCCCCUCACUCACCCUAACCCUGGGUUAGAUGAUCCUCAGGUGACACACACAGACACCCCCACACUCACCCUAACCCUGGGUUAGAUGAUCCUCAGAUGACACACACAGACACCCCCUCACUCACCCUAACCCUGGGUUAGAUGAUCCUCAGGUGACACACACAGACACCCCCUCACUCACCCUAACCCUGGGUUAGAUGAUCCUCAGAUGACACACACAGACACCCCCUCCUUCGCCCUAACCCUGGGUUAGAUGAUCCUCAGAUGACACACACAGACACCCCCUCCUUCACCCUAACCCUGGGUUAGAUGAUCCUCAGAUGAGGCCCUUUGCCGUUUCAGGCCUCCAACAUCUCAGGGGAUGACCAACAUGUACUGUCAGUGGUCUCUACCACCCAGACCUUCAGCCACUAUUUACUGUGAAGGUAGGCCUAUUGGAUGCUUUAAUAAGUCCAUUAUUGUAAACAUUUUAAAUGUCCACCAAGAAUCGCCGUCAUACCAUAUUGUAACAAAUGUCUUGCACUUUCUGUUCCUCUUGCGUGAUCGCUAUUCAGUAAAAUGUCUCCACUUGAGCACUUUAAGGGACUGAAGUAGGCCUUUUGGUGCUUCGCUUUGAUGUUUCUAAACAAGGAUGUCCAAGCCUUAAGUACCUAGCCUUGAGGACCUAGCCUACAGUACCUAGCCUUGAGGACCUAGCCUUGAUCCUUGAGGACCUAGCCUUGAUCCUUGAGGACCUAGCCUUGAUCCUUGAGGACCUAGCCUUGAUACUUGAGGACCUAGCCUUGAUACUUGAGGACCUAGCCUUGUAGGAGUCACUGGUUGUAAAUAUAAAACCUGAUGAGAUUUGCAGCUGAUUGUGAUCUUUAAUUCGAAGGUUAUUUCGAAGGUUAAUUCCAUUAUUGAGUCGUUAGGAUCUCUUUGUGAUCAACCAAUGGGAUGGUUUGUAACGUUUUGCACACAUUUAUCGUUGUGUUGAACAUGUUUUUGUUAUUGAAAAGAUGUUUGGGCAGGAAGACAUCAAACAGUCGCUCAUCUCUUUCUUCCUAUCUGUGUAUAGUGUGCUGGGGUUAUUUUGUGCUUUUGUAAAUGUUACUAUGGAUGUGACACUUCAGAGUUUGUUAAUAAAACAAAGUACAAAAAGUUGCGUGCACUCCUUUAAUAAACUUGGAAUAUAAUAUCCUGUAAUUUCCAAAAUUAGCUUUUCAGUCCGCUAGACUUAAGACUAAUUAGACAAGAACACUCAAAGCCUUUUUCUUAAGAGUAAGCUUAAGUAUUUUAUUGAAGCAAUGACAUCCUAUUCAGAAUGCUUUUGAUUUUCAACUCUGUGCAAUAUAAAAUGGUUCUUUGAAAUAUUAUGUUUAGAACAAUACUAUGAAGUACCUCCUACAUAUUAAAGACUCUUAAGGUAUUCAGGAAUCUUAAGAUAGAUAUGAAAAUCCUCAAAAUAAUUCACAGCUCCAUGUUCAAAGAAUGCAGUUCAGUAACUGUUACAUGAACUCCAAACUUAGAAAGAUGGGGAUGUGAAUAUAGGAAUAACAAACGUUUUUAUUUGUAUAAAAUGCCUUACAAAACAUGCAAACAGCUCUUAUGAAAUCUUCGCUCGCAUUAUAUUAAUCUAGAUUAAGGAUAAGUGGUUUGAAGAAAAAAAUAUGAAUGAAGGAAAGAUGAUUUAUGAAAACGUGUGUCACCGUUGUCUCGCUGCUAGUCUCCAGAUAUAGAAACCAUCCCAGAAAUAUACAAGUACUCAACUUAAAGGCCAGGCAAUAUUUAAGGCAAGCGUCUUUCAAAUGGGUUGAUCUGAGGUGCUAUACCCCAGAUCAACUCACCUCACUAAGCCGAGAUCUACUUACCUCACUCAACCCAGAUCAACUAACCUCACUCAACCCAGAUCAACUAACCUCACUAACCCCAGAUCCACUAACCACAGAUCAACUAACCCCAGAUCCACUAACCUCA
Molecule: messenger RNA, 4425 nt
Organism: Gadus chalcogrammus (walleye pollock)
Lineage: Eukaryota; Metazoa; Chordata; Actinopteri; Gadiformes; Gadidae
Product: transmembrane protease serine 4-like
Exons: 13
Coding region: 478-1845 (455 amino acids)
Biological process (GO): proteolysis
Cellular component (GO): membrane
Molecular function (GO): serine-type endopeptidase activity; protein binding
Source: RefSeq, a predicted model, not a curated record